Molecule: messenger RNA, 906 nt
Organism: Aspergillus nidulans FGSC A4
Lineage: Eukaryota; Fungi; Ascomycota; Eurotiomycetes; Eurotiales; Aspergillaceae
Product: class II aldolase/adducin family protein
Exons: 4
Coding region: 1-906 (301 amino acids)
Source: RefSeq, a predicted model, not a curated record
AUGCCUCCCUCCGCAACGGACCCCACCCCCUCUGCUGCCACCGGCAAAGGCACCACCAACAGUCAAGAAUCCUCGGCCUCCUCUGCCAAGGUCAAGAUGCAAUUCCCUAAACCUCCAGUCUUUGAAGACAAGCUCCAAGAACGAGAAUACCUGAAAGGCCGUCUUGCCGCUGCAUUCCGCAUUUUCGGCAAGAACGGCUAUGACGAAGGAGUAGCAGGCCAUAUCACCGUCCGUGACCCAGUCGAUCCUACCACAUUCUGGGUAAACCCGUUCGGCGUCUCCUUCAGCCAGAUCAAAGCCAGUGAUCUGAUUCAGGUCGAUCACUCCGGGAACGUGAUCGAUGGGGGUCCCUGUCGUCUUCUCAACGCAGCAGCUUUCAUGAUACAUUCGGCCAUUCAUGCGGCGAGGCCUGAUGUACUUUGUGCGGCGCAUAGUCAUUCCCUCUAUGGGCGGGCGUUUUGUAGCCUCGGGCGCGAGUUGGAUAUCAUAACGCAGGAUGCGUGCGCAUUCUAUAAUGUAGAAACCCCUUUCAAUAUAUUUGCGGACCACGUCGUCUACCGCCAAUUCAACGGUGUGGUGCUAGCCGAAGAGGAAGGGCGAAACAUAGCGAGCGCACUGGGGUCCAAGAAGGCCGCGCUCUUGCAAAACCACGGCCUCCUCACCGUGGGGAAGACGAUUGAAGAAACGGUAUUCUGGUUCGUUAGUCUGGAGAAAUGCUGCCAUGCGCAGUUACUCGCCGAUGCGGCUGCGGCGGGACGGGGAGGGGCGACGGUGAAGAUCAAUGAUGCGGACGCGGCGUUUACGUAUAAGACAGUUGGGACACCGAUGGCAGGUUGGUUUAGUGCGAAGCCACUUUUUGAUGUUAUCCAUCAGGAGACGGGGGUCUCGCGGAAUCCUGUAUCAUAA